Molecule: messenger RNA, 1680 nt
Organism: Manis pentadactyla (Chinese pangolin)
Lineage: Eukaryota; Metazoa; Chordata; Mammalia; Pholidota; Manidae
Gene: MMP24OS
Product: MMP24 opposite strand
Exons: 2
Coding region: 134-307 (57 amino acids)
Source: RefSeq, a predicted model, not a curated record
UGCUUCUGCUCGGGCCGGGCGGGGGGCGGUGGCGUCACGGCCCCCACAAUUCCUGGCGACGCUGCGCAGGCGAGAGGCGUGCGGGCACUCGCGCGACCGUAAGCUGGAGAGAAGCGGCCCGAGCUCAGAGGCGAUGGGCGCUCGGCUGAGCGGCGGCCAGGCCGCCCCGGAGCAGCCGCAACCCCAACCCCAACCCCAACCCCAGGCCGGGGUGCCCGAGGGCCCGGAGCGGCCCCGGCCCGAACCGGACCCUUGGGGGCCGCUGGACGACGUGCGUUUCCUCAUCGCCUGCACCUCCUGGUACUGACUCGCCGCCCUCCGCAGUUACCGCCCGCCGCCUCCUUUUCUAUCUUCCUAACCUGGUGGGUCCCUUGCCUCUUCGUGCCCCUCGGCGCCAGGAAACAAGCCGAGCUCGUCUCAGGACUGGAAGGAAGUCCCGGUAGGGCCGCCUCCGCAGCCUCACCGUGGGACACCAUCCCGUCCCCGGCCCCUCUCGCCGCCCCUAAUUUGUUCGCUUUCUCAGCCUGCACCCAAAGCACCUCAGACCUUGGUACUCAUCCCCACCCUACAGUUUCUCCAGCUGUCUGGGUCCUGGGGCAGCGCUGUCUGUCUCUGGUUUCCAGAGCCAGGCCAGGGCUCCAGGGAAGACCCCCAAGGCUACUGACCUGACUUCCCCAUAUCUAUUGCUUAUUGCUGACAACUGGGCUUUUGCCCCUGGCAUGGCCCCAAGCGCCUUGAUUUCAGAGAAGACUUCCCACAGUACCUGUCCCAUACUUGUCAGGGAGGUUGCUCAGCUGUCCUGGAUCCCAGUGAGGCAUUUUGAGGCUGUAUUCCUGGGAUCCCGGUCACAGUGGGCCUCCAGGGCCAGCUUUUUGGAGAGAGGGAACAUCUGGUCGCUGAGCUGGCAGAUGAGAUCCUCAGGGCGCUCCCAGACACCCAAACACCCAUUCACCCUCUCCCAGAAGCCUCCUAAGGCCACUGUCAGAACCCAAUCCUUGUUCCCGUAUCCCAGGGAAAUGACAUACUUUGUAUUUUUGUUUUAUUUAGAAAUGAUUUAAAAAACAUUAUACAAAGGCUGAUCAGUUUAAAAUGUGACUGACACUGUAAUGCUGCGAUGUUCCCUAGGCUGAGGGGAAGCUGGGCUCUGGGUCCCCCAGUGCUUUGCCCCUUUGUCUGCUCUGUCCCGGGGUGAUGGACAAACAGAUGACCACAGGCAGAAAAAUCUGAAACUGUUAGUCUCCAAGCUGAGCCCUCUCUGGGCCUGGCCCUGCAUCCCUCACAUCUGCAGCCUGGGCUGCCUGCCUCCAUCUCCUGCUCUUUUUCAGCUGGCCUAGUUAGUACCAGGAGCCAGCGGGGAGCCUGGGGGUGGAAGGCCUAGAGCUUUCAAGAAGUGAGAGCACCAACCUGAGGAGUGAGAGGGACUAGGAAGGGGAGAAAGGAGAUUAGGAAAAGAUGUAUAAAAGAGACACUUCUGAUCUCAUCUUGGACCCUAGAGGGGUCCACAGGUGGGGAUCCAAGGCCCAGCCAGCCCACUGGAUGGCCUGGGCAAUAAAUAACCUCUCUGCUUCAUUUGAGAGCACAGUAAGUUACCCUAGGCCUCCCAGGGCUUACACGAAUUUUAUGUGAGUGGACAGGUGUGAGCUAAUAAAGUGCUUUGCAAAGUAUAAAACACUGUACAAA